UACCCCCAGCGGCCGCUCCACACCAAAAAGGACAAAAAGCCGAAAACAGUUAAAGCUGCCCAUACCCAGCCGAGCCAACGGAGCCAGAAAGCCGAUAACACUAACCAGAGAGCGAGCGCGAAGCGACUGUACAGAGCUGGCAGUGCGGCUAACCGGCGAAACCGGUUAUUAAGUGGGUGACCGUACGGCACAUGGCAGGUUGUUUCCCCCCUCCAAUGGCAGUUGGUACGCAUUUAAUGUGCUGCUUCUACUGAUUGCCUCCCUCCCUCCCUCUAUCCCAAACUUCUCUCUUCUUUCUCUCUCUCUCUAAAAAGCUCUGCAUUUUUCACUACCCACGUUCAAAACAACAAAUCCAAUCCGAUAUCUUCCACAUCCCUCACUCGGUCACUCCUCCGAGAAUUUACGCACCGAAAGUCGAUUCUUCUCCCCCACUAGUUUCGUGGUUUCGGCCGCUCAAAUCGGUUUGCAUUUUGGCUCCUCUUCCUACCCAAACAGGUGCGGUAGUGGUGAUGUCACUCUAAAUUAUAAAAAGGCAUAAGAAAACAGUGAACUGAAUGAACAGUGGAUUCAUUCAUUCAUUCAUUCAUUGUGAUCAAUCCGAGUCCGUGAAAAGAUAUCUUGGAUGGAAUAGGAUACUCUCUCCGUGGCUCAUCCGCAUUUAUGAUUUAACACGUCCUUGAAAAAUACGUGUCAGACUUCAAGCACAAAGGAAUCGCAAUUGGAGCUGGAAAAUUAAUGAGUUUGAUGGCCUUGGGAAGCUUGUUUUCAUUAUGCAGAUUAAUUCGAGAAGUUGGAUUUUAGUACUACAAGCAAAACCCACUUAGAAGUGAUAAAUGAAGAUUUCGGGAACUUGCAAAAUUUACAGAUUUUGGGUAUUGGAUAGUGGAGUUUUUAAGUAGCUUUUUUUUACCUGUUAAUUGGGUUCCUGUAAAUUCAACUUUUAGCCUUACAAAAGAAAGCAAGAAGAAAAUUUGGGAAGGUGGGUCAGAAUGCUGGAGCCUGAGCUUUGUACUCCUCGGAUUCUUUCGCCUUUCCGCGAGGAAAGUGGGGAUGAGGAACUUUCCGUGCUUCCCAGGCAUACCAAAGUUAUUGUUACUGGAAACAACAGAACAAAGUCUGUGUUGGUGGGCUUGCAAGGCGUCGUCAAGAAGGCUGUUGGUCUUGGAGGUUGGCAUUGGCUGGUUCUGAAAAACGGGGUUGAAGUAAAGCUGCAAAGAAACGCGUUGAGUGUGCUGGAACAUCCUACUGGGCAUGAAGAAGAUGACGAUCAUGAUUAUGAUAUCUCUAGCAGUAGUUCUGACAUUGGUGAAAAGGAUAAUGAUUUCUCUACUAGUAUUGAGUUCCACAGACUUAGUAAGCCAAGAAUACGGACAAAGCCUUGGGUAACAUCUGCAUCAGCAAAGUCAACAAAUCGUGGCUGUUACAGAGAACUUCAAUCCAUCCACGCACCUCAAAGAAGGGUAAACUUGGCCAAAUUGGGCACGGACUCAUUGUGGAGAUAUUGCAGACACUUCAGCCUUGUGAGCAGCAAUUUUAAUCCAUCAAGGGACCGAUUGCUUAAUGCCGCUGUGCGGCAUGUCACUCAGCUAGAAGUGGACGAGGCACAAGUGAUCCCUGAAUUUGUUCAUGCUGCCAAGAGACACAAGUCAACUGGCAAACUGAGAUAAAAGGGGAAUUGUGAAUGUUGAGUGCUUGUAUGAUAAUAUACAUAUUAGUUUGUUGACCCCUAACCUUUAGAUGUGAUCCAAUUAGUAGACUGAUAUGAGAGGGUAGUUAGCCAACCAUAUGUAAUCUCUUUCCUGGAUUCUAACCCUGUAAUAUUUGGCCGAUGCCUCUCUAUUAUUAUAUCAGUAGACAGAUAUGUCUAACAUUCUCAU
Molecule: messenger RNA, 1877 nt
Organism: Juglans microcarpa x Juglans regia
Lineage: Eukaryota; Viridiplantae; Streptophyta; Magnoliopsida; Fagales; Juglandaceae
Exons: 8
Coding region: 990-1667 (225 amino acids)
Biological process (GO): regulation of DNA-templated transcription
Cellular component (GO): histone deacetylase complex
Molecular function (GO): transcription coregulator activity; protein binding
Source: RefSeq, a predicted model, not a curated record